CUUUUGCGCUAGUGCCUGUUAAUCUUCGAGACAUACAUAUCAUCAGACAACAGUAAGUUGAGGAUGGAUAGAGCAAGAAAAUGGAAUGGUUAUCGAAAUGCGUGAAUAGUCUAUACCCAUCCGCUUGUCCAGAUGACUGUGCUGCAUCCUGUCUACCAUCACUUCAGACGACAUCAAUACCUAGCGUUUCACCUGCCAGCGACUGUCAGGGCUGCGUCAAGCCCUGUGCCUUGCAUCCCAUUGUCCCCACCCAACUCAACAUUGACCAAUCACGACCCCUUUACAACACUGUGCCGGGUUAUGCGGUUCAUUUCAUCAUUCUGACUGGCAAAACUGACUGGCCACCACAUAUUGAAGACGACGACGGACUAGCACGAGCGUUGAUUGAAGCAAUCAACAAGGACAACAAAAAGAAACAGCGAUGGCAGCGCGACGAUCCAAACCGGUUUCAUCCGAUCCGGUUCGCGAAUACGACGCAACAGUUGGAACAAGAUAAGGCGAGCCAUCGGAUUAUGGUGACAAACGCGUCUCUCCCAUCACGCUUCUCUACACAACGGAACGCACAUGAUGUGAUCCUGAUGCCAGAUAACGUUAUCAUUGCCAAUGUUACUCCGCGACGUGCGACGGCCUUGUUGGACUUUGUCUAUGGAUGCCCAUCUGGAUUCGUAACGCACCCUUCGCCGUAUAUAAACUUGUUGCUUGUGUGUGGUCAUGCACGCAAGGAUAAGCGCUGUGGUACCAUAGGCCCAAUGCUCCAAAAGGCACUAGAAGAUGCAUUGAGGCUGUGUCAGGUGGAGGCUCAAGUGGCUCUUGUUAGCCAUCUCGGAGGCCAUGCGUUUGCAGGCAAUCUGGUGGUUUAUACCCAUCAAGGUCAGCGAGCUAUUUGGUAUGGUCGAGUGACACCGUGUCAUUGUCUGGAUAUUGUCCAACAAUCGGUGGCUGAGGACAAAGUCAUCCAGCAAUUGUUACGAGCGGUCUUCCAAGCUGGCUGCGCAAAGGCACAGCAGCAGCAGCAACAACGACAACAACCCCAGCCAUGCGCUCCUUCGUUACUUGACUGGUGAUUGCACUUUUAAAUGCUAGUGCUAGUAGUAGUCUGCCAUAUGAAUAUACCUGUAUUACAAAGCAAAUGCGGUUCUUUUUACCUUGUUGACUGUUGUCUCACAGUGAUUUACUCUCCCUCCUGUGCUCUCUCAGCUGUCAUGCAGCGCCGUUCACGCUAAACCCCACCGGAAGUCACCUCUUAUUUGUACCUUUCCAAAACUACUACUAUUACUACUACUAUUAUUGAAAAAGAAAAAAGUAUAGCAGAUGUUCCUCAACAAUGAUGCUUCUUUAAGCCCUUAGUUGCUAUCCU
Messenger RNA from Zychaea mexicana, 1357 nucleotides. Its product is annotated as Sucrase/ferredoxin-like-domain-containing protein. The transcript has 3 exons. Lineage: Eukaryota; Fungi; Mucoromycota; Mucoromycetes; Mucorales; Lichtheimiaceae. Bases 81 to 1064 code for a protein of 327 amino acids. The record is from RefSeq and is a predicted model, not a curated record.